AUGAAUAAAUUAUCUGAAAAUAAAAUUAAUGAAAUUAUUAAUUAUACAAUUGAUCAUUGGACGACUUAUUUUAAAACAAAACAUGUAAACACAUAUCUUGCAAUAAUUGGAUUAAAAUCAUUUAUCAAUAUGAUUAAUGAUAAUUACCAGAAACUUUGGCUUUAUAAUGAUCCACAUUAUGAAAAAAUUAGACUCAAUGCAAAAAUUAAUCUUACAGAUAUUUUAACUAAUGAAUAUAAUCCAAAACCUAUUUAUUGGCAAGAAGAACUUUUACAUCAAUUUUCUCAUCGUGUUUACCAAGAAUUAUUAUUAAUGAAUAAAAAUAAAGAAGAUUUGAAAAAAUUAUCAAAUGAACAAAUUGAAGAAAUUAUUAAUGAAACUAUUAAAUAUUGGACUUUAUUUUUUAACACAAAACAUGAAAAUACACAACUUGUAAAAAGUGGAUUAUAUGAAUUUAUUAACAUGAUAAAUAAUCAUUUUACUACUAUUUGGAAUUAUCAUGAUGGAUAUAUUGAAAAAAUAAAAAAAAAUUCAAAAUAUGCUGUUGAAAGUAUCAUAACAGAAAUUUAUGGUAGAAAAUAUUGGUAUUGGGCUGAAGAAGUACUUCAUCAAGUUUCACAUCAUGUCUUUCAAACAUUAUUACUAAUAAAUAAAAAUGAUCAAAAUGAUUUAAAUAAUAAUUCUGAAGAAAAUGAAAUAAAUAAUGAAUCAAAUAAUAAUUUAUUAUCUGAUCAAAAUUUAAAAAUAAAUAAAAUUCUUGAGAAUUUGAAUAUAAAAUUUUCUGAUAAUGAAUCAAUUAAUGAUAAAUUGAACAAAAUUAUUAAUUUUUCUGAAAUUAUAAAAUAUUUUUAA
Cetraspora pellucida is the source of this 852-nucleotide messenger RNA. Lineage: Eukaryota; Fungi; Glomeromycota; Glomeromycetes; Diversisporales; Gigasporaceae. The record is from the annotation of a GenBank genome assembly.